CUAAGAAUGAGGAAACAGCACCCCAUCCCUCUCGUGACGAUUUCUCCCCGUUUCUCAGGACAUGCAGUAGGAUACCUAUGGGAUAUAGUCUAACAUAGCCUACAGAGAUGGAAAACGUAAAACAACCCGACCACUAUAUCGUCGAAUUAAAGUCCUGUUUGCUCCAGGUUGUGCCAUUGCCACGAGCGCAUGUUGUUGGUCUUAAGCAACGCAGUGGAUGCACGCGGCUGCGUCAUUUCCUGACAGAGGACGGUCUGAGGCGAAGGAGCCGCUAGUCUUCGCUCAGUCGCUGUAGUAACGUCUGAGAAGCGGAGACACCGAGCAGCAGGUCACCUCCACACCGCUACCGGACGGAUAAUACAAAACACAGGCAGCGAGCAAAUGUCGUUUGGGUCCUGUUACACUUCUGGAUAUUUAUUUUUUUGUGAACUUGACGUCGUUUGGAACUAAAACCGUGAGCGGAGCGGGAUAUUGUGAACUCCUCGGGACGCUGAGCAGGAGCAUAAAAAUAACUUUUUUCUUUUUCUCUUUCUUCGUCGAGGAAAUAGUUGGUUUUGCUUGUUGAAUUGGCUGAGCAUCACCGGACCAAGUAGCCUACAAGUAGUUUUCAGUCCUGGGGUUGUUUAUUCCGCCCUGUAGCGGAACUGUUGACGGUGAGGCGGACACCAGAGAAGCAGCGGCUCGGCAGCCACCUGACCUCCUGGAAAAUAAGACCGCAGCUAAUGACACGGAGGCUGAGAUCCUGACGUGGCUCAUAAGCUCUCUGACGGAGUAGGACGACUUUUCCGCGAGGCUGUUGCAUGUCCAGUUUUGACGCAACGUUUCACACAUGAAGUUUGCAGAAUCCAAUUAGGCUACUCAUAGGCUAUCUUAAUUAUGGUAAGUGCUAAUUAAUUUGUGUCAACUGUGAAAUUGAAUUAGUUGGACUUAAUUGCCCGUUGAAGUUACCGCUUUUUGAGCUCUAUCCAGCAAAUUGCGAGUAAUAAGUGGAGUAUCUGUCGGAGCCAGACAGCAUGGAUAUAACCGGAGUGCACGUCCUCCAGCGGUAGUGAUGCCAAGCGCCGGUCUGAACCCGCGCCGCCAGCCCGUAAUGCCUGCUCUCUAACCCGCAUCAGUGUGGCGCCUUGUCCCGGUCACACAGCUAGGAUGAGCAGCACCGACCUGGAGCGCAUGUCGCUCAGCUCCUCGGCCAACUCGGUGGCCUCCAGCGCGCGGACGCUGUCGGCCAACGUGAGAAAGCUGCACAACGCGCUCAACCUCCUACUCAACGACUUCGAGAGGGAGCAGUUCAUCCACUGUCUCAACGUCUACCACUCCAAACGCAACGUGUACGACCUGGUGCAGACCCUUAACGUCAUCCUCAACGCACCCAGCAAGCGGCAACUUCUGCCCAUGCUGCGGCUGGUCAUCCCCCGCUCUGACCAGCUUCUCUUCGAGCAGUACACCUCGGAGGGCCUCUACUUGAAAUCGGAUUUAGUUGCAAGCAAUGGCAACGCUGAAACUCCACCGGGCGACUUCCCCAGCGCCAGCCCGACUCCCCCGGGGCAUUUCUCGCCGAGCAACCCGCCUGAGUUUCAGGUGGCGUUGCGUGGCUCGCCGGACAGCUUCAGCACCAGCAGCGACGGGACAGCUCCCCUGGUGCCGCUGCUCGGGAGGAACUUUAUCCACGAGCCGCCGGGAGAACUGCGGCAGGUGACCAUGAAGCGGCACAAGAGCAACGAGGGCCUGGGCUUCAGCAUCCGCGGCGGGUCGGAGCACGGGGUCGGCAUCUACGUGUCCCUGGUGGAACCGGGGAGCCUGGCAGAGAAAGAGGGACUCCGGAUCGGUGACCAGAUCAUGAAAGUCAACGACAAAGUCUUCGACAAAGUCACUCAUGCUGAAGCAGUGAAGGUGCUGAAGGGCAGUAAAAAGCUUUGUCUCUCUGUGCGUUCAGUCGGGCGAAUUCCUGGCGGCUAUGUCACCAACCAUGUUUAUACCUGGGUCGACCCUCAGGGUCGGAGUGUAUCCCCUCCUCCUGACCUGCCUGAGCAUCGCAGCGCGACCCUGAGGAGAAGUGACAGCCAGCGGCGCAGCAACAUGCAGCUACUGCAGGAGGGAGAUGAGAAGAAGGUCAACUUGGUUCUGGACGACGGCCGGUCUCUUGGUCUAAUGAUCCGGGGGGGAGCAGAAUAUGCUUUGGGUAUUUACAUCACCGGAGUGGACCAGGGAUCAGCAGCAGAGUGUGGAGGACUUAAGGUGGGCGACCAGAUCCUGGAGGUGAACGGCCGCAGCUUCCUGGGCAUCCCUCACGACGAGGCCGUCAGGGUCCUGAAGUCGUCGCGUCACCUGAUGAUGACAGUGAAAGACGUGGGCCGCCUGCCGCACGCCAGGACGGUGGUGGGAGAGACCAAGUGGAUUGCCAGCUCCCAGAUCGCAGAGAGCUCCGCCAACAGCAGCGUGGCAGGCUUCUCAGUGGACCAAGGCGCAUCUGCAGCAGGAAAGCCUGGGUUUUAUAAGGGUGUGGCGGGCUCACAGGUGACUCUGUCCAGCCUGGUGAACCAGUCCCGGGCAAUGCUUGACGAGCAGGCGCGCCACCUGCUGACCGAGGUGGAGCGGCAGACCAUGAGCUACUACGUGGAGGAGUACCGGGACGGCCACAUCGGCGUGGAGCAGCUGGUCAUGGCGUUGUUCGAGCUGCUCAACACUCACGCAAAGUUUUCUCUGCUGUCAGAGGUACGAGGGCUGGUCACGCCGCAGGACCUGGAGUGUUUUGACGGGAUGGUACUGCGACGUGAGAUUCAGGCUCUGAAGGCGCGGCAGGGCACAGCUGGAGCCACAGCCCUGCAGCCAGAUGCCCUGUCUAUGGUGUCGUACCCUGAUACCCUGACCUCGUCCUCAGCCAGCUUCAUGACCAACACCACCCUCAGCUCUGCACGGAACAACAGCGUGGUGGAGAGUAAUGAGGAGGAUCCUCCGGAGAGUCUGAACACGCUGCUCACCGACAUCUCUCUGGAUGACGUACAGUCCACCACCGCCGAAUCCCCCCCCUCCUUCAAGCCUCCACCCCCACCGGGGGUGCAGAGGCGCUCGAGUAGACGAGAUCACCUCAACAAAUGCCCCUCGUCCGAAUCCUCCCACUCAGGCUUGUACUUCACAGCCCCGAACUCCCACAACCAAAGUAAAGAGCCAGGACACAGCCCUGCCUCACCCUCACUGCACCACAAACGAGAACAUCCCAGGGACCCGUCUCGGGACUAUGCGGCCAUCAGAAAGAGAGAGCCUUCGGUACCAUCCAAGAAAGAACAAAUCACAGCUGCUCAGUUGUCCAUGGUCACCCAACACAACAUCGGCCCUUUCCCCAGGGUCCAGUCCCCCAACAGAGGCACCAAACCUGCUGCCCCGUCCCCUUCACCUCCACCUCCACCUCCACCUCCACUCCCUGCUCCUCAUCCACCCCCAUCUCUACCCCUUAAGCCAGUGUCCAUGUCCAAAGCCUCCCCCGCUUCCUCUCCUGGCUCUAAACAGCAGUUUGUUACAGUGGAGGUUCACAGGCCCAACGCAGAGCCCGAUGUCAACGAAGUGCGGCCGCUGCCGCAAGCUCGAGGUGGUGCCCUGUCUCAGCUGUCAGACAGCGGCCAGACCCUCAGUGAGGACAGUGGUGUGGACAUAGCUGAGUCAGGACACAUCAGCAAAGACAGCAGCCCCCAUUCCUCACGCACACGCCUCCCCCGAGACACCCAGGGAGGCGGGGGGGACAACCCCUCCAAACCGCCAGGGCUGUUGGAGCCCACCUCUACACUAGUGAGGGUGGCAAAGAGUGCCAGCACCCUGGGUAUUGCCAUUGAAGGUGGAGCCAACACUCGCCAGCCGCUACCACGAAUUGUCACAAUACAGAGGGGUGGCUCAGCUCAUAACUGCGGCCAGCUGAAGGUGGGUCAGGUGAUCCUGGAGGUAAACGGGGUUUCCCUUAGGGGCCGCGAGCACAGGGACGCCGCACGCCUCAUCGCCGAGGCCUUCAAGACCAAAGAGAGGGACCACGUGGACUUCCUGGUGACGGAGUUCAAUGUGGCGCUAUAGCUGAGCGGAGAGAGGACGAUCACAGGAGCAGUGAAGGCCAAGUGCAGAGCAGUACAAGGAGAAGAUGAGAAGGAGACAUUGAAGCGUCUGUUGAUUUAAAUGGCACAACUCUUUUAGAUAGACGUAAACAAACCACCACCUGAUCUCUGAGCCCUUCUCCCAUUAAACCCCUGAAUCUGGACACAUGAUACUCAAAUUUAUACGGUAUUAUCUCCACUGUGGACUUUGUUCAGGAUUCUCCUCAACGUGUUACCUCCCCACUGUGAGACCUUAUGCACUACAAUGGAAAAUAGUGAAACCUAUUUCUUUUCUUUGUUCUCUCAGUGUUAGAAUUCGUGGAUUUGCAAUCAUUUGAAAACCACUGGAACUUCUCCUAGCGCUCCCACGUCCCAUGGUCAGUUGAUUUUAUUUAUUUUUUCGCUUCUAUCUGAGAGACAGCUGCACAUCUGAGACUGAUUCUGGCUCUUUACGAGCUCGGAUUUGUAUAUGUAAAAAUGAACAAAUGUAGAUACAGAUGCAUAUAUACUGUACACAUAAAGAAACUCCUAUAUGAAUUAUAAAACCCGUAACCUCCGUUGCAUCAUCAACAUAUAGGUAAUAUAUUUCAAAAAUGAUGAUGAUGAUGAUGAGUCAGGCUUUCCUGCCGACAUGGGAAUCUGCUAAUUUUACAGCGAUGCUACAGGCCCAUCUUCACAUUACCACCUUCUCCCAAAAAGGAAAUGGAUACAUGGAUCAUGUCAGGCUAACAACACAAAAACAUACUCAUAUCUGUGUGAUCAGACAUAAAAAAAACUGUAUACGUGAAUAACAGAAACCGUCAUAUGGUAUUCACACAAAAGUUCUUCAUUUCCUGUUUCCUUUCCCCCCUGUGUGUGUGUGUGUAUCGUCUGAGACUACAUCCACACUGAGCCAGCUGAAUUUGAAAAUGUCACUGUUUCCAUCGGCAAACAACAAAUUCUGCAUCACAGUUUUACAGACAACAGCAGGCCACAGUAGAAAGAGUUGUUUACCCUGCUGAGGAGUUGGAUAUGUGCAGCUUCUCACCUGCAGCUCUUCAUCCAGCAGCUCACUGUGGCUGCUCCCUCUUGUUAAAUCACUCCCUGCAAUAUUUUAAACUGAUCCGCUGUCAAUAAAUGACCAUCGUCUUGUUCUGCAGACGCUCUAUAUAUAUAAACUACACAUGUAUAAAGGCAGUUUAAGAAAGUAAAACAUUGAGGGGUUAUUGCCAAAAAUAGAAUAAAAAAUUUGGUUUCUUGAAAAUCAAAUAAAAGAUUAGGACUUUGAUGACAACAAAGUUUUCCUAAUGCGCACUAAACGCAAGGCUGUCAUGUUCAGAUUCAGUCACUCUGGAGCAAUUUUGAAACAGUUUUUGUCUGUUAGAAUAAAAGAUCAAAGUUACAGAUCAAAGAUACCUUUUCAGAUUUGGCCAGUUUAUGUGAAAGUUUUCUCAGAGGGAAUAAAAUCCCUCGUUCCCUCAGACCACUCAGCUUUACUCCUGCUGCUCUCCCUGCUGCAUAACAAUUGAUGAUUUUAUUUUGUAAUUUUAUAGUUUUAAUUAUAUUCACCCUGGGGGGUUUGCUGAAGCUGAGCUCGGUGCAGCAAUUACACCCAAGAGGGAAGUAAUGAGACAUUUAGAGGACGACACUGCCAAAGAUUUUAGAAAGACUUCUCCACACAUGCUCACACAUGGAACAUGUGUGCACGCACGCACACAAUUUAUCCAUUUAUAGAAAAGCAAUUAGGAGAUAAGCAAUCAGGUAGAGGGAGAGAUGGAGCGAGAGAGAGAGAGGAAGACACAGAAUAAGAAUGAGAGAGUCAAGUAACAAAUGAGAAGUGAUUGUUGUUGUGGAGAUGAUUUCCUUCCUCUCAGGAAGAGUGUAAGCUCGGGCAGGAUGUACAGCAAACAUCCUCCAUGUGUCACUCCAGAGACUCACAUUAGGCUGCAGGCAGAAAUAUGAAGUAAUUGGAGUAAUUAAUCUAAGCAUGGAUGUGUGUUAUUUAUGUGUUUAAUGUGAGUGGUGUGUGUCCGUCUGCGAGUUAAUGAAUGCAAAGAGAAAAAGUAUGCUCAAAACAAGGAGACAGCAAAUAAAGACAAAUGUAAAUGUCAUCAAGGGAACUGCUGUUCGAGACUCAGGCGCAAAGUGAAGCAGUAGUCUGGUAGUCUGGGCUUUUAAGAAUGCCAACAGGGCAGCUCUGUGAAAAAUUGCUUUCAAACACUCCUGAAUCUUUCCGGUGACAAGUGAGAGAGGAGAACACAUCCAUGCUUUGUUUUUACAGCAGAUCCCUGCUGUGUACCUUCAAAAUGUCAACCUUUAAUGAAUAAAAAGCAAAGUCAGGGAUGCACUGAUACGCUUGUUUAGAGGUCAUACCCAUGUCCAGUAUGUUUGUACCCAUAAUGCCCAAUUAUCUCAACAUAUAUUUUUCAAAAGAAUCUAUUUUUCUUAACAGUCAAAAGGCCAUGUUUUCUUCUGUCGCCAAUUUUACCGGUGAAAAAAAAUCCCAACAUUUUUAAGCUACAUGUGUUGAUUCUGGCAGCUAGAAGGUGCUUGACAUAACUGUGACACAUCUUUGUCUGAUUAAGUUGUUCAUUCAUUCUUUGACUUGUCUUUCUUUCAAACUGAGGAAUGUUUCACCCUCCUUUAAGCCCCGUUUUUGUCUCUACCAGUCUGUGAGAAAACUAUGUGGCUUUUUAGCCACUAGAUGUUCGACUUUUUUACCAGCUAGCUGUAAAUAUUGUCUGUUGUUUGGUGCCGGACAUAUCGGUAGUGUACAGUGGGUUUAUCAGCGCUUGUUUACUGAAUAUGGCCGCCUGCUGCUGUUGGUAGUGGGGUUGAUGAGAGGGCUGAGACUGACUGUCUGUUCAGACAGAACGCAAGAAAAAUUUCAACAUUUCAAGUUGAAAACAUUUCAACUUAAAGCAAAAACUUUGUGUGUAUCCCAGGCUCUAUGAAUCUGCUUCAUAAACAUACAAAGACAAAGGGAAAACAGAGAGAGACCGCAGGGAAAUACUGUGUGAGAAACAACCAGAGUAUCUGGUGAGUUCUUACAACAGUCAGAGGCUGAACACAAACACAGAGCCACAUUACCACUCACAUCGCUGGUGUGACUGGUGUUAACUAGCUUACGGUUAACACACAUUUGGUACGUUGGCUGUUUCUGUUUAAACACACCUUGAACCACACAGUUGUGCUGUAAAACCAAAACAAAGCUGAAAGAACCUAGAGAACCCACAAGUUCUCUAGGUUCUUUCAGCUCAUUGUUUUGGUUUUACACCCCUGUACACAGCAGCCAUUUGAUUGAUUUUCAAGAUAAUGAUACUGUUUAAUAGAGUUUUAAAGCUGAUAUGGGCCAACUUACAGUUUCAGUGCAUCCCUAAGAAAUAUACAAACUAAAACAAAAGAUAUUGUUGUUAGGAUUAGGAAAAGUUUUUAAUGUUAACUUUUCCAGCUGACAUCUCCACAAAUUCACAGGCGGUUGAUUUCAUUUGUGAUCAGGAAAGGUGAACCUUCAACACAGGAGAAGAUAUUUUCAGGUGGCUGCUGAGUUUCAUGAAUACAAAAAUUUCCUUCUGCCUCACAGAACCGGGAGUUAUAAGACUGUCGACAUAAAACCAGUGACACGAUAUAACUGAAACAGUGAAUCAAGAUAAGAGGAAUAGACAAGGUGGACCUGUAAAUCAUAAUAAAAUUGUAAAAGGUAAGUCUUUAACAGUAACUCUGUUAAUCCUGUUGCAGGAUUUAUAUAACAUUUUUGUGGGUGACGUCCAUUAACAAGUCAACAGGCUGAUGAAAACCCAGUGAGCUGCGCUAUUAAACUGCAGCACCAGUUUAUAUCAAAAGGAAACAUGGAAAAGCUCAUUUAUAUAGAGAUUUCUGAUGCAGUUGAGUGCAUCUAUUAAUAUGAUUAAGAUGAAUGUAAAUUGUGUGCAUACUAGAUGAUACAAACAAUAUGUGGAAAAGAAUGUGCUCACUGCAGCCACUAACAAACUUGACAUUCGGGAUUCAUCUGUGUGCGUGUGUGUGUGCGCGCAUGUGUGUGUGUGCGCGCGUGUGUGUGUGAGACAGAAUGAGAUAGAUAGAAGGAUAGAGAGACAUUCGGGCAGAUGGGAGCUGGAGUGCGUCCUCUCAAUGGAAUUACUCUCCGUUAAACAAGCUAAUCUUGAAAGAUUUGAAGCCACACAGACAAAGAUUUUUGUUUUCUGAGCCUAGCAUUUUAACAUCACACAUGAUGCCUCCAUUCAGAGAGAGGAGACGAGGCCAGAGGAGAGCAGGAGGAUGUCCAUCUGCGGUGAUAAAAACGGUACAUCUGUCCAAUGAAAACACGCUCCAAAUUUGUUCUGAAUUAGAUUUGCUUUUUAAGGUCUUUCAAAUAAACUUAAGGAUAAAACCCUUUUAUAAACCUUUUGGAUUAACUCAAAAAUGCAUUACAUGCAUUAUUAUGCAUUAUUAUUUGGAAAAGUUCAAUACUCAAUUACAAUACUGAUUCAAUAGCUUAGUUUUGGUGCAAAAAGAAUACUUAACACCUAAAUGCAAGGAAUAUAAAUAUGUUUUUCUACAAAAAACUUUAAUAUAUUUAAAAGUUAAGGAGGGUGUUAUUCUAUGUUUUUCUUAUUGUCAAUAAAUGCCAUAAAAAGACCAAAACCAACAAAAACUUUGUCCACCUCGUACUUUUUGACUUACCUGCCCUGUCUAAGGCACUCACCUCCAAGCCCAGAGGUUCCUAUAGAUAGAUAGAUAGAUAGAUAGAUACUUUAUUGAUUUUAUUGAAGACAUAAAUCUUUCCAAAAAAAAAUCACAAAUGUAUAGUGGAUGGCUGUGUGAAGGCUCAGUCAUUUCUGUACUCAAACAGGAGAAAAUUGUGCAUUUGUUGGGGACUAUUUUCAGCUGCAGAUUAGCGCAAACUUGAUGCUGUAGUGAAUAUUUACAGCAGACUGUCCCUCACAUAAAAACUAUUUUCAGAAGUCAUUUUUUGCAAGCAGCUUAUGAUGACCCAUAGAUACAGAUUAUUGUUAAGCAACAUCAGUUGUGUGAGACAGCAUCAGUCUUUUCAGAAAACAUUUAUGUUACACUUAUGUUCAAGUGACAAAGGCCUGUAGUGGCUGUAGUGAUUAUGACAGGCACGGAGGAGGAAGUCAGGUGACGUUGUUAGGAUGUAUAGAGCCAAAGUCUGGGAGGAGGUGAAUGAAUGGGUUGACAAAGCAUUGCACUUGGGAGACAGCUGUUCAUCUCCUACUUCAACCAGAGACACAUUUUUCAACAGUGAAUUUUUAACAGUGUAUCUGUGGCACAUCAGCGCAGCAGUGUGGCACUGAUGUGUUUUUAAUAGUGGAGCUCUGUGACACAGAGGAAUAAGAUACUGUAUAUCAGGCUUUGAAUAUACACAUAAUACUUCUUUGUACGAUGUAUUUGUUGUUGACUUUGGUCUUUUUAAGGGAUUUUUGUAUAAUAACCUAAUCCUUUAACAAAAGAAGACAAUAUUGUCUAAACAUAAGCAGCAACAGGAGAAACUUUGCCUAAAUGAAUAAAUGAAAAUUGGGAGAUUUAGGAUUCUUUUUCAUAACUGUCUCAUCGAUGAGUAACUGAAGAGUAAAUUUCCAAAGAGUUCUCAAUACUCAGUGCUAGGGAUGCGUUUGGACAGUAUCUAAAAAAGUAUUAAGGUUCACUACUGAGCCCUUAUCUUGAAACAAAGCAGAUAUCCAGGAUCUGAAAAACUUAUAUUUUGGAGAUGGUUUUCACAUAACUGCUAUAAAGCAACAAGUAAAGGAGAAUAAGUUUAAAUAGGUUUUCUUGCUCAUUUUAUCAUUUUAUUCACAUCACAUCUAGCGAAGUAAAUAUUUUCCAGUGACCUUAAAAUUACUGAUUCAAUCUCUGCGACAGCUACAUGUGUCUAUCAAUGCCAAAGUUCCCUUAAGCAAGACACUGAACCCUUCCUGCUGCUGGCUCCGUGCUCAGGUGAAUGUAGAUAAAUGCAAACAUGUCUCAGAGAAAGUCAAGAGUGAGAAGUGAUAAAAAUGAAGCUCUUCAGGAAAUGACCCAGCCAUUAUUAUAUUUACCCUGCAUUUAUUGAGUUAGACAUUUACAAAACAUAUUUUAACUCUAGAAUCGUUCUUCCUAGUCACUGAAACUUUCUUUGACUGAACUCCACCACGGCCUCGUCUUGUAGACACGUGUCGAUAGUGGCUCGGCCCUCUCUUUGACCUGAUAUUAAAGGGCCAUCCAGGAGGGAGGGAUGAUGGAGGGAAGCGAUGGAAGCUGCUGACAGUCUCAUUAAUCAGACACCAAGACAGAGAGGUGCUGGCCUUGGCUCCAACAUGAGACACGACAGCUCAGACAUUGACUUGUGCCGCAACAAGGCGCGACGGUUUGCCACCCCACCCGUGAUCCACGGCUUUCUCGCAAAGGUCAGACACAGACCAGCCAACACCGCCGGUUGACUCUAUUGAUCAUGUUUAUUUGUUUCACUGAGUGUGCCUCCUGCUCUAUUAGCUGCACAAGUUCAUUUUGGUUGGUGUUCAUUUUCCUCUCAUGCAACGCUCUUCAGCGGCCUCCUUUUGCUUUUGCUUUCCUGUCAGUCAUUCAGUUCAUCCAUCCUUUUUGCCUGCUUCCUGCACAUUUUAAUGAGGAGUGUUGUACAAUGACAUGCUGUUUAUACAGAAAGUGUGUUUAAUUUUUCAAUAAAGAUAACUGCACAAAACUAAAAAGCUGUCUGCCUUUAUCUU
Messenger RNA from Seriola aureovittata, 10774 nucleotides. It is a transcript of the gene whrna, whose product is annotated as whirlin a. Gene Ontology annotation, biological process: auditory receptor cell stereocilium organization; sensory perception of sound. Bases 1147 to 4056 code for a protein of 969 amino acids. The record is from RefSeq and is a predicted model, not a curated record. Gene Ontology annotation, cellular component: plasma membrane; photoreceptor inner segment; stereocilia ankle link complex. Lineage: Eukaryota; Metazoa; Chordata; Actinopteri; Carangiformes; Carangidae. Gene Ontology annotation, molecular function: protein binding. The transcript is spliced from 13 exons.